CUAAAUCAAUGUCGAUGAUUUGCAUAUGUGCGUCAAGAGAAUGUCUGUGUGCAGACAGACAGACAUAUUCACAUCACCAUACCACGCACAGACAGACGCAUACACACGCAUACAGCCGGUUAGUUAGGUUGGUCACUCAGUCACAGCAGCCAGUCCCUAACGCCCCGCCCUGCUCCUUCUUGCCCUUGGAUGAGGGCGGCUCGCGAAGUGCGUCGGUGAAGAGCGCCACGCCCAUCACCAGACCGCCCACGACAGCAAAGAACAACCCCUGCACACACAGAGAAUGCAGCCGCAUGAAUCUCGGCCAUACGUCGGUAUGUCUGUGUGCGAUUGGCGAGCGCACCACUUCGAAGAGCAUGGCGAUGAGCAUAAGGCCAUAAUCGAGAGAGAAUGAUAACGCCGCCAGACCCGCUCUCACACAGUGCUUCAUUGCCACCGGUCGUGGGCCGCCUCCCGUCAGCUCCCACCAGGUCUCCAGCCGCCCUCUGUACAGCCGCAGAAACACCGACGCCAUCCCGGCAGCAAAGAUUAUCAGACACGCACCCAAAUACUGCCAGACAGACACGGACCCAAAUACUACAGACAUGUGCGGCGAGAUCUGUCCAUUUGCGUGUGUGUGUUGGCUGACCUCUCCAGUGUUGUUCGUCUGCCAGAAGGAGAAGAGUAUGGUGUUCUGGACACUCAUGUGGAAUGUCAUCGAGUGGUGCUGGUGGUGGCUGCUGUGGUCGUCCGGCUGGUGGGGGUGAUGCAACCUGUCAGCAUCUGAAAGGCCUCGCCUCUCUUCGGUGUUGUGAUCUGACGAUGAAUUGUUUCCUCUCUCGGCCCUCAGAUGCACCACAUGGCACAGCACACUCGCCGCAUACAUCCAAUGACGAGAAUGCAUCUUGGCGGAU
Vitrella brassicaformis is the source of this 893-nucleotide messenger RNA. Lineage: Eukaryota; Vitrellaceae. The record is from the annotation of a GenBank genome assembly.